This is a messenger RNA of Rhagoletis zephyria (snowberry fruit fly), 2654 nucleotides long. RefSeq names its product Mucin 96D (gene Muc96D). The record is from RefSeq and is a predicted model, not a curated record. Lineage: Eukaryota; Metazoa; Arthropoda; Insecta; Diptera; Tephritidae.
AUUCAACAUCUUCCACGGAAGCAACAAGUGAAAGCACCACUACAUCAGAUGAAUCGACAAGUAAUUCAGAAGCGUCAACAACUUCGAGUGAUACCUCAUCUGAAGGAAGCACAACACCAAAUGUCUAUACGACACCAGCUGUAGAUUCAACCACUUCCAGCGAAGCAACGACCGAAGGCACUACUACAACAGAGGGGUCGACAAGUACUUCAGAAGCGUCAACAACUUCGGGCGAUACCACAUCUGAAGGAAGCACAACACCAAAUGUCUAUACGACACCAGCUGUAGAUUCAACCACUUCCAGCGAAGCAACGACCGAAGGCACUACUACAACAGAGGGGUCGACAAGUACUUCAGAAGCGUCAACAACUUCGGGCGAUACCACAUCUGAAGGAAGCACAGCUCCAAAUGUCUCUACGACGCCAACAGUAGAUUCAACAUCUUCCACCGAAGCAACAAGUGAAAGCACCACUACAACAGAUGAGUCGACAAGUUCUUCAGAAGCGUCAAAAACUUCGAGCGAAACAACAUCUGAAGGAAGCACAACACCAAAUGUCUAUACGACGCCAACUGUAGAUUCAACUACUUCCAGCGAAGUAACAACCGAAAGCACCACUACAACAGAUGAGUCGACAAGUACUUCAGAAGCGUCAACAACUUCGAGCGAUACCACAUCUGAAGGAAGCACAACUCCUAAUGUCUAUACGACGUCAACUGUAGAUUCAACAACUUCCAGCGAAUCAACAGCCGAAAGCACCACUACAACAGAGGAGUCGACAAGUACUUCAGAAGCGUCAACAACUGCGAGCGAUACCACAUCUGAAGGAAGCACAACACCAAAUGUCUAUACAACUUCGAGCGAAGCCACAUCUGAAGAAAGUACAACAUUAGAUGUCUCUACGACGCCUACUGCAGACACAACAGCUUCCAGCGAACCACCACUGCAUCAGAUGGAUCAAAACGUACUCCUGACGAGCCAACAACUUCUAGCGAUACCAAAUCUGAAGGAAGCACAACUUCAGAGGUCUCUAGGACGACAAAGCAGCACUACAUCAGAUGAAUCAACAAGCACUUCAGAAACGUCUUCAACUUCGAGCGAUACCACUUCUGAAGGAAGCACAACAUCAAAUGUCUAUACGACGCAAACUGUAGAUUCAACAUUCUCCAGCGAAGUAACAACCGAAAUCACCACUACAACAGAUGAAUCAACAAGUACUUCAGAAGCGUCUACAACUUCGAGCGAUUCCACAUCUGAAGGAAGCACAACACCAAAUGUCUCUACGACGCCAACUGUAGAUUCAACAUCUUCCAGCGAAGCAACAACCGAAAGCACCACUACAACGGAUGAAUCGACAAGUACUUCAGAAACGUCAACAACUUCGAGCGAUACCACAUCUGAAGGAAGCACAACAUCAAAUGUCUAUACGACGCCAACUGUAGAUUCAACAACUUCCAGCGAAGCAACAACCGAAAUCACCACUACAUCAGAAGAAUCAACAAGUACUACAGAAACGCCAACAACUUCGAGCGAUACCACAUCUGAAGGAAGCACAACACCAAAUGUCUAUACGACGCCAACUGUAGAUUCAACAACUUCCAGCGAAGGAACAACCGCAAGCACCACUACAACGGAUGGAUCAACAAGUACUUCAGAAACGUCAACAACUUCGAGCGAUACCACAUCUGAAGGAAGCACAACACCGAAUGUCUAUACGACGCCAACUGUAGAUUCAACAACUUCCAGCGAAGCAACAACCGAAAGCAAGACUACAACAGAUGAAUCAACAAGCACUUCAGAAACGUCUACAACUUCGAGCGAUACCACAUCUGAAGGAAGCACAACACCAAAUAUCUAUACGACGCCAACUGUAGGAAGCACAACACCAAAUGUCUAUACGACGCCAACGGUUGAUUCAACAACUUCCAGCGAAGUAACAACCGAAAGCACCACUACAACAGAUGAAUCGACAAGUACUUCAGAAGCGUCAACAACUUCGAGCGAUACCACAUCUGAAGGAAGCACAACACCAAAUGUCUAUACGACGCCAACGGUUGAUUCAACAACUUCCAGCGAAGUAACAACCGAAAGCACCACUACAACAGAUGAAUCGACAAGUACUUCAGAAGCGUCAACAACUUCGAGCGAUACCACAUCUGAAGGAAGCACAACAAUAAAUGUCUAUACGACGCCAACUGUAGAUUCAACAACUUCCAGCGAAACAACAACCGAAAGCACCCCUACAACAGAUGAAUCGACAAGUACUUCAGAAGCGUCUACAAUUUCGAGCGAAACCACAUCUGAAGGAAGCACAACUCCAAAUGUCUAUACGACACCAACUGUAGAUUCAACAACUUCCAGCGAAGCAACAACCGAAAGCACCCCUACAACAGAUGAAUCGACAAGUACUUCAGAAGCGUCAACAACUUCGAGCGAUACCACAUCUGAAGGAAGCACAACACCAAAUGCCUAUACGACGCCAACUGUAGAUUCAACAACUUCCAGCGAAGCAACAACCGAAAGCACCACUACAACAGAUGAGUCGACAAGUACUUCAGAAGCGUCAACAACUUCGAGCGCAAUAUCACGAUUGUACACAGGCGGAAAUAGAUUCGUAUCAUCCACCGCAAUACAAAUUAAUUUUACACUUUGGUAA